UCAUCAAAUUCAGCAUAUGGAAAAUAAUAUUCCUGCAAAAAUACAAGAAUAUGUAAAUUCUGAACAACCAAAAAAUAUUGAAGAACCUUUGACAACCGUGGAGUAUGCAAAUAAUACAUUUAACAAUAUUACCAUCUGUAAUGGAGAUACUACUGCAAAUGGUGCAGCAUUAAUUAAUGAUAUGAAGAGCUGCAAAAAAGUUUUAUUUAAUGAUCCUGAAAUACCACGCGUAGAACUAGUGACACAAGAGGAGUUUCACAAAAUACCUAAGUAUAUGAUUGGAAGAUACACACUUGAAACUUUAAAUAGUUUAGUAGUUAGUAUAAACCAAAUUAUUAAAGCAAAAUAUUCAAUAAUUGCCUUGGGUAAAAAUGGAGCAAGAAAAAAAGGUGAAUUGGAUCUGUAUUUGCAUUACAAAAAGGAGCAAACAGGUCUUGGAAAAGAAGAAGAAAAUACUUAUUUUUUUACAGGAGAGGAUUAUGAAAAAUAUAUAAAAGCCAAACUAGACAAAACGAAAUUGAAUUUAUUAAUCGCACUGCGUCAUUGUAAAAAAUUAAGAGAAAUCAGAACGGCAAAAACUGUACACUAUGCUUUAAUUUUACCCAGUUAAUUGCAAGAAUAAUACUACACUUGCUUCAAAGAAUUGAAAAAUGUUCAAAUAGGUAAGCUAAUUGAAAUAACAAAAAAUUAUGUUUGAAGAAUACAUAUAAAAUGUUAAGUUUAAAAAUGUAUUUUAACACAAGACUUAUGUAUAGUUAGAUUUGCUAAAUUUGAAGAUAUAUAUUUAAUACAGUUCAAUACAAAAUUAAUGAUUGCAGCACAUAACAAUUUGCUGUAAAUGAUUUGUAAAUAAUGAAAAAUACAUAUUUAUAUAAAAUAUACUCUAUUAACAAAAAAUUAUUUGAAAUAAGUAUUAUUAGUAGUUUUGAAAGUGAAUUUUGUAAAUAAAAGUGAGUAUUUUUUUAUUUGUUUUAACGAUACCCAAUAUAAAAAAUAUUACAGCAAUAUUGAUUUAUUUUAUUUUGUUUGUGUCUAAUACAUAUAUCCAAUCCAAUAAUAUAACUGUCGGAUACUGUUUAGCUAUUUACUUGUAGUCAGUAACGUGCGAUCGGUUGUCCGAAACGAAUAAAACUAUCGCAGCGCCUGAGGCGGCGAAAGUAAGUAUUACAGUCGAUUACUUUAAUUAUACUACAUACCUAUGUAGUAUGAACAUUGAAUUAAACUUGUGCUAUGCAUAUAUAUAAUUAUACAAAAAAUGGGUAAUUCUACUUGCUGUGUGGUAAAUUGUAAAAAUAAUGCUAGAAACAGUUCAUACAAAUUUUAUAUAUUUCCAACCGCAAAGCAUUGGUUGCCACAAAAAGAAAAGUGGAUUGCAGCUAUUAAAAGAAUCAAUCCGGACGGCUCGCCUUGGGUACCUAAAAAACAUGACGUUAUUUGUAGUGCACAUUUUAUUGGCAAUAAAAAAUCACAGCAUCCUUUAAGUCCCAGUUUUGUUCCAACUAUCUUCCCUUCUGAAUACACAAAAAGACCAGUAAAUGAAAAAAACAAAAUCGAUAGAAAUGAGCGCUUCAUUAAACGAAAUAAUCAAAACAUUUUGCCAUUGUCACCUAUCUCGUCGACUAUAGUCAAAAUAGAACCACAAGGUAGUAAUGAACAUAGUCAAAUCAAUACAGAUGAUGAUAUUACAUUUGAAUACAUUAAAAUUAAACUUAAAGUUUUUAAUGAUACUAAACAUGAUGACUUUAGUACACUUGUAGAUAAUAGUCCAAAAUUUGCUGAUAAAGAGUGCCAAGUACACAUCUUUAUGGAUGCUCUAAAACCAGAAAAAACAUUUAUUUGCAAUAGAUACAUGAGCAAUAAUUUUUCCAAUGAUAUUGAAAUUCAAACAGACAUUACAGAAACCAGUCGUAUCAUAGUUAUACCAAAUCAGAAAAGGUUUAAAAAUAAAAUAUGCGGAACGCCACAAAAAAUUACAUAUUUUACUGGAUUUUCAUCAAUAAAUAAAGAUGAACAAAUGUUAGAUCUUGCAGGAGUAAAUUUUUGUAAUUUUUAUUUUCUGUUAAAAAAAGUAACGAAAAAUCCAGAAAAUUGCAAAAUUUCUAAAGAAAACAGACUGCUUAUAAACCUAGUUAAAAAGAAAACUGGCCUGUCUUUUUCAGCACUCAGUGUUUUAUUUUGUGUACAUAGGACUACGAUUUCUAGGAUAUUUAAAUUUACAUCAGAAGAACUGACUCAUGAUGCAUCAAAUUUAGAUUUAUGGCCGAAAGAGCUCAAGCACUUAGUACAGAGCACAUUUGAAUCUGAGACUCAAGAUCAUAAUCUAAAAAAAAGAAAAAUUGAAAAAUAAUAAUUGUUGGUUGGUUUAAAUUAAAAUCAUACAUUCAAAGUUGUAGAGUCAAUAUUUAACAUCAAAAUUAGUAUAUUUUAUACAAAAAGUUUUUUAUUAUUUAAUGAAUAACUCGCUUCUACUUGAUAUUUCGUUGAUUUUGCCGCCAUUCGUACUUCAAUUUUUGGUUUCAUGGAUGAGCAAUAAGGUAUGGUUAGUAUAAUGAAAUCUCUAUGUAUGUAUGUAUCCAAAUACUGAUAGGCAAGGGUAUAUAUAUCAUAAUAGGAAUUAUUGAAUAAAUAGAAUAAAUAGAGAAACAUUCGUAGAGACAGGAAUUUUUGGAUAAAUAGAACAAAUAGAAAAACACCUUUAGAGAAAAACGUUUCUAGGGAAUCUGGAGAGUGGCACUUACAGAAAAAAAUAAAACAUGCCUCUAACUGGAGGUUAGUUUCGGCGUUCAAAAUCUUUUUUGUUAUUGUUUCUUAUGUAAAUAUUAAUCAGUGUGAUACUCAUUUAAAUUAAAACAAAUUUAAUAAAGAAUAGACUGCAUUCGGCCUUGUAACUGUUGCUUUUUUAUGGGGUGUAACAAAUCCUUUUAUGAAGAAAGGGGCUGAGGGAAUAAAUAGAGUGAAGUCAUCUUCUAAAUUAAAUCAAAUUUUUCGAGAUAUAUAUUAUUUAGUUACAAAUUUAAAGUACAUGCUUCCUUUUCUGGUUAAUCAAACUGGUUCAUUGCUGUAUGUUUUAUUACUUCAACAAACAGAUUUGUCAUUGACAGUUGUUGUUGUUAACUCUCUAACUUUUGUCAUUACUGCCUUAACGGGUUCAUUUUUAGGAGAAGAAAAAGUUAACCGAAAUACAUACAUAGGAGUGGUUUUGGUUUUAUUGGGAACAAUGAUUUGCUGCCUUGAUAAGAUGGAUUGAAGGUUUUCUAUAUGACGAUGCGGUAAAAACGGGAGACAGUGAAAGAGAAAAACAAAGACAUAAUAUUAAUUAGUAUUGAAUUAUAUUUAUUUAACUCAAAUUGUUUAAUCGUGUUACAAAAUAUAACUUGUUCUGGAGCUAUGCACCAUCCCGCCAAUCGGACAAUUUGAACCUAUGUUUAGCAAGAUUCAACGAUUAAGUACCACCUAGAUCCUCGCCGGACGAGAACGAGCUGUACUUGUCAUGUGCUCGUUCGCCGUACAGAGCCAUACCGACGUAAUGAACGCAUUCUCAUCUAUCGCCAGAAAUUUAACCGAGUAAAUUUGGUAGAGAGAAGGUUACGUGAUGGAUGGUUUGGUGAAAAUUUCUUCUUCUAGCCGAUGAUUUUAAAUUCAAAAAUGGCUUGUUCUCGUGAUUUAUCCAUGUUAUAUGUAUAUAUUAGGUUGACGCGGCGAAAGAGAGCUGCGACUCGCUCUUUUUAUUGUCCCUAUAGCCGUUAAAUUUGAUUCGAAAUGCGUAUGUUUUUGAAUGUUAUUGUUGAUUAAGGCAAACAUAAAAUAUAGCUUUAAUUUGUCA
Molecule: messenger RNA, 3823 nt
Organism: Nasonia vitripennis (jewel wasp)
Lineage: Eukaryota; Metazoa; Arthropoda; Insecta; Hymenoptera; Pteromalidae
Product: spindle and kinetochore-associated protein 1
Exons: 8
Coding region: 1256-2347 (363 amino acids)
Biological process (GO): chromosome segregation; regulation of microtubule polymerization or depolymerization; mitotic cell cycle
Cellular component (GO): spindle microtubule; mitotic spindle; outer kinetochore
Molecular function (GO): microtubule binding
Source: RefSeq, a predicted model, not a curated record